Molecule: messenger RNA, 5350 nt
Organism: Melanotaenia boesemani (Boeseman's rainbowfish)
Lineage: Eukaryota; Metazoa; Chordata; Actinopteri; Atheriniformes; Melanotaeniidae
Gene: kdm2ab
Product: lysine (K)-specific demethylase 2Ab
Exons: 23
Coding region: 210-4082 (1290 amino acids)
Biological process (GO): regulation of transcription by RNA polymerase II; protein demethylation
Molecular function (GO): protein binding; zinc ion binding; histone demethylase activity
Source: RefSeq, a predicted model, not a curated record
GCGUAUGUGAGCGUGUGUUUUCUAACCAGCUGAAAUGGCGGCCCGGAGCGUCGAAUCCUACUAACUUUAUCGCUCAAUAACAAACGUAACAAUAUACGAAGCUUUUAUCACAUAACAUGGAGAGAAACUUUACUAAGAGGCUUCAGACACUUUAGUUGAUUCGUAUUACUUUGACCGCUACGCCUGAACGGAGUUAAAACGCUGAGAUUAUGGAGGAUCCUCAUACACGGUACAGCAAGCGUCUGCGCACAGGUACACGUCGGCGCUAUCAGGAUGACGGAAUCUCAGAUGACGAAAUUGAAGGGAAACGAAUGUUUGACCUGGAUGAGAAGUUGGAGUGUAGGAGGUUUGGCUCAGAACUUAUCAAAUACAUGGAUGGAAAAGAUUUUACAUAUGAAUAUAUCCAGAGAGAAGGACUCAGGGACCCCAUAAUUUUUGAUAUAAGCGAUGGGCUUGGUCUUCAAAUGCCAGACCCUGACUUCAGUGUGAGUGAUGUCAAAUUGUUUGUUGGUAGUCGGCGCAUUGUGGACGUAAUGGACGUGAACACCCAAAAAGCAAUUGAAAUGUCGAUGGCUCAGUGGCGGCGCUACUAUGAGACACCACCAUCAGAAAGGGAAAAACUCUACAAUGUCAUCAGCCUGGAGUUCAGCCACACUAGGCUCGAGAAUCUGGUCAAACGGCCGUCAUCGGUGGACCUCAUUGACUGGGUGGACAACAUGUGGCCCAGACACCUCAAAGAGAGACAAAGAGACUCCACUAAUGCCAUCAUCGACAUGCAUUAUCCUAAAGUACAGAAGUACUGUCUUAUGAGUGUGCAGGGGUGCUUCACAGAUUUCCACAUUGACUUUGGUGGCACCUCGGUCUGGUACCACAUUCUUCGAGGAGGAAAGGUAUUUUGGCUGAUUCCACCUACUCCUCAGAACCUGGAGAUGUAUGAAAACUGGGUAUUAUCAGGAAAACAGGGAGACAUCUUCUUGGGGGACAAGUGUCUUGACUGUCAGAGGAUAGAGCUCAAGCAGGGCAACACCUUCAUAAUCCCAUCAGGGUGGAUCCAUGCAGUUUACACCCCAGAGGACACUUUGGUGUUUGGGGGAAAUUUCCUACAUAGCUUUAACAUCCCCAUGCAGCUCAACAUCUAUAACAUUGAGGACCGCACACGGGUGCCAGCAAAGUUCCGCUACCCAUUUUACUAUGAGAUGUGCUGGUAUGUCCUGGAGAGGUACCUCUACUGUCUGACCAAUGUCUCCCACCUCACACCAGAGUUCCAAAAGUAUUCACUUGGUAUUGGACUAACGUCUACUGAUGUUGAAGACAAUGAUCCCUCCAGGAAUGGCACAUCCAAUGGGAUUGACAGUGAUGCUGAAAAUGAGAUCAAGGCCAAGGAAGAAGAGCUCAAAGAAGAACAGACAGCUCGAGUUAUCGCACCUCAGCAUGUGCUGACCCCCUUUGAGCUGGAGGGUCUAUGGAACCUUUUAGGAAAGUUGGAGGAGCUGCCAGCCCACAAAAAGUGUGUCCCUACAGGGAUUAGGAAUGCUUCAGCUCUACUAGAGGACAUGAGGACUGUUCUGAAGGAGUGUAACAAUGACGACCACAAGCUAUCCUACACUGGAGAGGCAAUUGUUAAAUGGCCUGAAAGGCCAUCAUGGUACCAGCCCCCUAUUGCCCCUCCACCAAUUCUUUACCGCCCUCGGUUGGGCCCCUCCCUCCACAAGCAUCAGAGAUCUACCAAACGUUCUUCCAUUUCUGCCCUAAGGCGUAGACGGGUUAGAUGCAAGCGCUGUGCCGCAUGUCGCAGGAAAGAGUGUGGCACCUGCCAGUAUUGCCAUGACAUGAGGAAAUUUGGUGGUCCUGGACGUAUGAAGAAAAGCUGCGUCAUGAGACAGUGUCUUGCGCCUGCUUUGCCAAACACAGCAAGAUGUGCCAUAUGUGGAGAGGGAGAGUUUGAUGAAUCAAAUCCAAGCACCCACUCCCUCAUGGAAUGUACUGUCUGUUCACAGAUUGUGCAUCAUCAAUGCGUUAAGGAACCUGGUGAGGGAAAGAUCAAUAAAGAUUUGCCUAGCUGCUGGGAAUGUCCUAAAUGUUACCAAGGCAAAGGCUCAGCAUCAGAGUCUUCUAGCGAUGAGGAAAGUGAAGAGUCAGAGGGCUCAACUUCCAUGUCACAGCCCAAGCAUGCAUACCAAGAAGGUGAAGGAGCAAGACGAGGGAGACGCAGCCGGCCUCCGGGGCGACCAACAGCACCACCUCCCUCACAGAAGCUGCUACUGCAGCAUCAGCAAAAUCGCAAAAGAGCAAGUGCACUCGAGCUCAGACUUAAGAAAAGGAUAAAACUUGAGCGGAGCAAACUCUUGACAAAACAGUCUUCUCUAGAUCGCUCUUCCAGGGUGCUUACCCGUCUGCGCUCACCAGCAAGCAGACUACUUCAGGGCCGAGGCCGGGGCUCCACAUGGGCAAGCAGCUCACCAUGCAACAGUAUUCCAGGAGGGACUGGGUCCUUCGAGCAGCAGCAGUGUUCCCCUGGUCUGGUACUUGAGCCCAAAGGGGAGCCCCGCAGAGGAAGAGGAAGAGGUGUGAGGCUGCGAGGAGGAGGAGCAGGACGAGGCAUCAGAGGUGGAAGAACCCGUGCAGAGUUGGAGGACGAGAGCGAGGACACCAGCACCGGCACCAGCACCAACAGCAGUAGCAGUGAUGAUGAAGAAGAGAGCGAUCUGAACAGUGGGAGGGGUGGAGAUAAAGAAAACCAGCCACAGUCAAGGCAAGGAGGGCAGGCAGCUAAAGAACGAGAUGAAGAUGGGAGUGAUGUGGGUAAUCAAAAUGGCGGGGACGAGGACGAUGAUGAUGAUGAGGAGAUGGAGCAAGACAUUUCGAAGAGGGAUAAAGAUGGCUCAUAUCUUAAAGUGACUCUCCAAAGGCCAACUAGAGCUAAACAAGACCCAUCAGCCAUUGUCCCCAAAUUAGAGGCUAUUGCCCCUCAAACUGCCACUAACUCAGUACAUACUCAGGGCAGAACUCUGAUCAGACCCCCAAUUAGGAAUUGUGGCCCUUGUCCUGAUCAACACGCAAACAGGCACACACCACCACACAUUGGGAGUGAACACACAGACUCUCACACUUCCCACCCAGAGAGACUGGACUCAAAAAGGACGAAACUUAGCAGACCAGCCAAACUGAGCAAUGGUGCUUCCUCUUCUUCAUCUGAACUUCACCAUCUCCGCGUACCUCUCUCCUCCCUACAGGAAGGAGGUGGUGAGGCAGAUAAGGAGAGCAUUGCAAGCAGCCCAAGCUGUGAGAGGGAGGUGUGGGUGUCUGUCUUUCGCUAUUUAAGUCGAGCAGAUCUUUGUGUCUGCAUGGCUGUCUGCAAGAACUGGUACAAAUGGUGUUUAGACAAGCGGCUUUGGGCUCGGAUUGACCUGAGCAUCAAGCGCACAGUUACUCCUCAGGCCCUCACAGGCAUCAUAAAGAGACAGCCUGUCACACUCGACCUCUCCUGGACCAAUAUCUCAAAAAAACAGCUCAACUGGCUCGUUGGCCGACUACCUGGGUUGAAGGAUCUGAUGCUGGCAGGUUGUUCCUGGUCAUCUAUUUCAGCUCUCUGCUCCUCUGGUUGCCCCCUCCUCCGCUCUCUGGACCUUCGGUAUGCAGACGGUGUGAAAGACUCGCAGAUCAGGGAUCUAGUCACACCUCCAGGCUGUGACAAUCGCAGCCAGUUGCGUAGCAUGCAGUGUUUGCGGCUCUCAGGCCUGGACAUCAGUGACUCGACUCUUCGUUUAGUGAUUCGCCACAUGCCCCAUUUAACAAAACUGGAUCUCUCCCACUGCAAUGGCCUCACUGACCACUCCAUCAACCUGCUGACUGCAGUAGGCUCAUCCACCCGAAACACAUUGACAGAGCUCAACCUGGGAGGCUGCAGUAAACUGACAGAUGCGUGUUUGAAGUAUCUCCGCCGGCUUUCGUGUAUCUCACUGCUCGACCUGCGAGGCUGCAAAGGUGUUUCCAGAAAGGCCUGUGAGGCCUUCAUCUCUGAAUUAUCAGUCAAUACACUCUACUGCCUAUCAGAUGAAAAACUGAUCCAGCGGAUAUCAUAGUUACCUGCCCUCUUGCACUGCAAAGGUUAUUUAAGAUGGAAAAGCAGAGGCUGGGGAUCUGAAUGUGAAUCUUUGUGACCCAGAGGGGCUGGGAACCUCGCAGGAGAUGUGGGGUCUAAAAUGGAGGGCCUGCACACAUUAUGUUGAGAAAGGGGGUUGUUACUUUUUCUUCCCACCUGCUAAGAGACUCAGGAGCUUUUUGGCUGUUGUUUUUUUGAGAAUUCCUGUUGUGUAGAAAAAGCACGUUGUUUUCUAUUGACAGAUGUGGGAGAACAGUUAACUAGCUGUGAUAAAAUACACAUCCUGUGGAUAACCACCUCCAUAAAUACUCUGGACAGAUGCCAGUCUUUACUCCCAUCAAAAGCUACUUUUGUGAGAGCAAAUAACUUUGAGUUUCAUCUUUUGGACACAAAUAAGUGUUAUAAUUGUUCCAUUUGGCUUAUCCACCAUAAGUUCUUCUUUGUCAUGUGAAAUAUUUGACCUAUUUGAUUUUAUGCUACAUUUGGGUUCUUCAAGUGAAUGGGCUUUUUUUGUUGUUGUUGGUAGAGAAAAACAGUUUGAUGACUUAUGCUUUAUGCACAACCGCACUGCAUUGAGAUUUCUUUUUUUUAAAAUAUGGCUAAAGGUGAAAAGACUUUCACAUCAGACUACUGUCAGGCUUGUGUUUACCAGUUGUGCAUUCAGCUUUAUAACUCAUUAAAUGCAAUAGUAGUCCAGAUGUGUAAAUGUAAGUGCAUAAGAAGGUACAAAGACAGCGUGAGUAGGCAAUCAACAGCAGCAAGACCUCACCCCAACAAAAGGGCAUGUUGCAUUAAGUGUGGGGGCGGGGGAAAGCCAAGGAUAAGGUGUCAGAUAAAUGGUGCGUUUUCAAACAGUUCAACUUCAGGUGCUAUAAUUUCCAAACUCUUAUUGCUUUGUUUUGUACAGAACAUUUAGAGAAAAAAUAUUCUAGAUUAAACUACUCCCUACCCUUGUUUAAUACACCUUUUCUUUUUUUAUGGAUGAAAAAUGUGAUUAUCUACUUUCACUUGUUAAAAUUCAGUGUAGAGACGUAAGAUUUUUGUUUGGGGCUUUGCUAAUUUCUUUAUUCCUUUCAAGAGUCAUGGCCAUGUAUUAAAGGUCUCCUCCUUUACUACUGUCCUGGCCAUAUCCUUCUAAAUGAAUAUGUGUAUAAAUAUUUACUUUUUGUGUAAAUGUGUUUUUCCUCUUUUGGGUUAUUAAAAAAAAAAAACAAAAAAAAAAAAACGAAAAAUUCUGUAGCAUUGUAA